Molecule: messenger RNA, 7812 nt
Organism: Xenopus laevis (African clawed frog)
Lineage: Eukaryota; Metazoa; Chordata; Amphibia; Anura; Pipidae
Gene: cdc42bpb.L
Product: CDC42 binding protein kinase beta L homeolog
Exons: 40
Coding region: 386-5821 (1811 amino acids)
Biological process (GO): actomyosin structure organization; cytoskeleton organization
Cellular component (GO): cytoplasm; lamellipodium; cytoskeleton
Molecular function (GO): ATP binding; protein kinase activity; nucleotide binding
Source: RefSeq, a predicted model, not a curated record
UGGUAGUGCCGCUCACUGGCCGGAAGAGGGCUCUUCCAACAUUGUUCUGACGUCAGUCGGGACAUUCCUUCCCUUUCCGGUGGGAAGGGCUUCGUCUCCCGGUUCUGCUCCGCGAUCCCGAGCCAAAGCGGAGAAGUGAAGAGGAGCAUUCAAGAAAGCAGGGAGUGGGAGCGGCCAUGAUCUCCGCCGGUUGUGGUCUUAGUGAGCAGCGAGCGACUAAAUAACUUGUUAUUGAGAGAGAGAGAGCGAGAGAUACACAGCCUGGGCUGGGCGGUGGGCUCGUCCCCUGUUCAUGGACCAACCGGGCCUUAGAGCCAAUAGUGUAACGCCAAUCACUAUCAUUAACGUGAAGUACCUAGUUUAGCUAGGCUGCAAACGGAGGAAGAUGUCGGCCAAAGUGAGACUGAAGAGGCUGGAGCAGCUGCUCCUGGAUGGGCCCCAAAGGAACGAGGCGGCUGUAAGUGUGGAGACGCUGCUGGACGUGCUUCUUUGCCUGUAUACAGAGUGCACCAGUUCCACUCUCCGCAGGGACAAGUAUGUCAGCGAGUUCCUGGAAUGGGCAAAACCUUUCACAGAUCUACUUAAGGGAAUGCAGCUUCACCGGGAUGACUUUGAGAUCAUCAAAGUAAUUGGAAGAGGGGCGUUUGGAGAGGUUGCAGUUGUUAGAUUGAAAAGUACGGAACGCAUUUAUGCAAUGAAAAUCCUGAACAAGUGGGAGAUGCUUAAAAGAGCAGAGACGGCUUGUUUCCGAGAAGAGCGAAAUGUGUUAGUAAACGGGGAUUGUCAGUGGAUCACUACCUUACAUUAUGCCUUUCAGGAUGAGAACUAUUUGUAUUUAGUCAUGGAUUACUAUGUAGGUGGAGACCUAUUAACACUUCUCAGCAAAUUUGAAGACAGACUUCCUGAAGACAUGUCCAGAUUUUAUCUUGCUGAAAUGGUGCUUGCUAUCCACUCCAUUCAUCAGCUGCAUUACGUACACAGGGAUAUCAAACCUGACAAUAUUCUCUUGGAUAUGAAUGGCCACAUUCGCCUAGCCGAUUUUGGAUCAUGUCUAAAAAUGAAUAAAGAUGGGACUGUCCAGUCUUCAGUGGCAGUAGGAACACCUGACUAUAUCUCCCCAGAGAUCUUGCAAGCAAUGGAAGAUGGAAUGGGAAAAUACGGACCUGAAUGCGAUUGGUGGUCCCUUGGGGUCUGCAUGUAUGAAAUGCUGUAUGGGGAAACCCCUUUCUAUGCAGAGUCACUUGUGGAAACAUAUGGAAAAAUCAUGAAUCAUGAAGAACGAUUUCAGUUUCCCUCUCAUAUUGGGGAUGUGUCCGAAUCAGCCAAAGAUCUCAUCCAGAGGUUAAUCUGCAGCAGGGAGCGUCGACUCGGCCAAAAUGGAAUAGAUGAUUUUAAGGCUCAUCCAUUUUUUGAAGGAAUCGACUGGGAUAAUAUCAGGAACUUGGAAGCUCCUUACAUUCCUGAUGUCAGCAGUCCCUCCGAUACAUCAAACUUUGACGUGGAUGAUGAUAUUCUAAGGAACCCUGAAGUUAUUCCUUCUAGUACUCACAGUGGCUUUUCAGGCUUCCAUCUACCGUUUGUAGGAUUUACAUACACAACAGACAGCUGUUUUUCUGACCGAGGUUCCUUAAAAGACACCAUUCACGCAAAUGCUGUGACCAAAGAUGAGGAUGUGCAGCGAGGCCUUCAAAAUAGCUUACAGGUCGAUGCCUAUGAGAGAAGAAUCAGGCGACUUGAGCAGGAAAAACUGGAACUAAACAGAAAAUUACAAGAGUCGGCUCAGACAGUCCAGUCUCUGCAAGGUUCAUCCAGAACAACAGGGACGCUAACUCGAGACAAAGAAAUCAGAAAGCUUAAUGAAGAAAUUGAACGGCUAAAGAAUAAAAUAUCAGAUUCAAAUCGAAUAGAGCGACAGCUGGAGGAUGUUGUUGCGCUGAGACAGAAUUAUGAUGAUUCCACUAGCAAGAUGAAAGGCCUGGAGAAACAACACCGUGCUCUGAAACAAGAACGGGAUGAUCUGCAGAAGCAAUUUACUGAUGCUCAGGAACGGUUAAAGUCCCAGACCAAGGAGCUGAAGGAUGCCAAUCAACACAGAAAGCUCACUCAGCAAGAGUUUGCUGAACUUAAUGAAAAGAUGGCAGAGUUGAGAUCACAGAAGCUGAAGUUGUCCCGCCAGCUACGCGAUAAGGAAGAAGAAUUGGAGCUGGUUAUGCAGAAAAUUGACACUAUGCGUCAGGAACACCGCAAAUCAGAGAAAGCCAGAAAAGAGUUGGAAGCACAGCUUGAAGAAGCCACCGCUGAGGCAUCAAAGGAACGCAAAUUGCGAGAACAUAGUGAGAUAUUCUGCAAACAGUUGGAAAAUGAACUGGAAGCACUUAAGUUAAAACAGGGAGUUCGAACUCCCGGUGCAACCUUGGAGCAUCAGCAGGAGCUCUCUAGAGUCAAAUCUGAGCUGGAAAAGAAGAUCUUGUCUUUUGAAGAAGAGCUAUUAAGACGUGAAACCGCUCAUUCCUUGGAGAUAAAAAACAUAAGGAAAGAAAUUCAUGAUUCUGAGGGUCAGCAGCUUGCCCUGAAGAAAGAAACGCUUAUGCUUAAAGAUAAGCUUGAAAAAGCAAAACGUGAGCGGCAAUCUGAGCUUGAAGAAGCAGUCGGGACUGUAAAGGAAAAAUAUGAGCGAGAGAGGAGCAUCCUUUUAGAUGAAAAUAAAAAACUUUCUUCUCAAACAGAAAGGCUCUCUUCUUUUGUUGAUAAACUGACUAAGCAAAAUCGGCAGCUGGAGGAUGACCUGCAGGACCUCACAGCUAAAAAAGAAUCUGUAGCUCACUGGGAAGCUCAGAUUGCUGAAAUCAUUCAGUGGGUAAGUGAUGAAAAAGAUGCCCGUGGCUAUCUUCAAGCUUUAGCUUCAAAGAUGACUGAAGAACUUGAGUCAUUAAGGAGUUCAAGUCUUGGAUCCCGAGCCCUGCCUGACCUCUCAUUCCCGCAAGGCUUGGCCCCCUACAGUUCUGAUAGGCUGGAUCCACUAUGGAAAGUGCGACGUAGUCAGAAACUCGACAUGUCUGCGCGUUUGGAGUUGCAAUCUGCUUUAGAUGCUGAAAUUCGAGCCAAACAGGUGGUACAAGAAGAGCUGAGAAAGGCCAAGGAUUCAAAUAUUCAUUUUGAAAGUAAACUGAAAGAUGCAGAACUGAAAAAUAAAGAACUUUUAGAGGAGAUGGAGAACCUUAAAAAGAAGCUGGAGGAAAAAUACAAAGACGACAGUGGGCUCAAAAUUUCUGACUUUCAUGACUCCAUAUUUGAGUAUUUUAACACUUCUCCAUUACCACAUGACCUAACCUUAAGAGAACCAGUUUCUUCUUCAUCUACCUCCUCACUACUAGCCUACUGGGAAGAAAGUAGUACAAUAAGUGAGUCUGAUGUCCCAUCUCCCAAACCUGAAGUUUCUGCAUCGCUUGCCAUUCCUUCCACCCAAGACCAACAAGAGGAGCCGUCAAGGUCUAAGUCUCGAACACAGCCUGCUCCAUCUCCCACAUUUACUCCAAUUUCAAUCUCCAUCCCAAAGCCCAAAGCACACCAGCUUGUUAUCAAGUCCUUCCUGAAUCCUACACAGUGUUCCCAUUGUACGUCACUUAUGGUUGGGUUGGUGCGGCAAGGAUAUGCAUGUGAAGUGUGUCCUUUUGCUUGCCAUGUAUUGUGCAAGGACAGUGCACCACAGGUCUGUCCUAUUCCAGCAGAGCAGGCCAAGAGACCACUUGGAGUAGAUGUACAGAGGGGGAUUGGAACUGCUUACAAGGGAUACGUGAGGAUUCCAAAACCUACCGGAGUGAAAAAGGGCUGGCAGAGAGCAUUCGCGGUUGUUUGUGACUGUAAGCUGUUUUUAUAUGAUGUCCCAGAAGGACGUUCUACUCAACCUGGAGUUGUUGCCAGCCAGGUUGUAGAUCUUAGGGAUGAGGACUUUUCUGUGAGCUCUGUUUUGGCUUCUGAUGUCAUACAUGCCACUCGCAAGGACAUUCCCUGCAUAUUUAGGGUGACAGCGUCUCUUCUAGGUUCUCCCUCCAAAACCACAGCGUCUCUUCUAAUCCUAACAGAGAGCGAAGCAGAAAAGCGGAAGUGGGUUGGAAUUCUGGAAGGACUGCAAGCAAUUUUACAGAAAAACAACCUAAAGAACCAGGCAGUGCAUUGUCCACAGGAAGCCUAUGACAGCACUUUGCCUCUUAUUAAAACUAUUGUAGCUGCUGCUGUUAUAGAUCAUGAUCGAAUAGCUGUUGGCACUGAAGAAGGACUGUAUGUAAUAGAGGUUACAAGAGAUGUGAUCGUUCGUGCUGCUGACUGUAAAAAAGUCUACCAGAUAGAAUUGGUUCCCAAAGAGAAGAUCGUUAUUCUUGUGUGCGGGCGUAAUCACCACGUUCAUUUGUUUCCUUGGUCCUCCCUUGAUGGGUCAGAGGGCAGCUUUGACAUCAAACUGCCAGAGUCCAAAGGCUGCCAGUUCAUUACAACUGGAACACUGAAAAAAUCGGCUUCUCCAUGCUUGUUUGUGGCAGUCAAACGGCAGAUCUUUUGCUAUGAAAUCCAUAGAACUAAACCAUACCAUAAGAAGUUCAAUGAGAUUGUGGCUCCAGGCAAUGUACAGUGGAUGGCUUCAUUUAAAGACAAACUGUGUGUUGGUUACCAGUCUGGGUUCUCCUUGUUGAACAUACACGGAGAGGGGCAGUCAAUAAAUUUGGUGAACCUUAGCGAUUCUUCCCUUGCAUUCAUAUCACAGCAGCCAGUGGACGCCCUGUGUGCAGUAGAGCUCAGUAAAGAUGAAUACUUGCUUUGCUUCAGUCAGCUAGGCGUCUAUGUGGAUUCUCAAGGACGAAGGACGCGAAUGCAGGAGCUGAUGUGGCCAGCAACUCCUCUCGCUUGCAGUUGCAGCUCCUCGUAUGUUACAGUUUACAGUGAGUAUGGCAUUGACGUUUUUGAUGUCUCCACCAUGGAAUGGGUUCAAACCAUCGGUUUGAGACGGAUAAAGCCUCUUAAUGCAGAAGGUUCAUUGAAUUUGCUGAAUUCUGAGCCUGCGCGUCUCUUGUAUUUGAAGAGCAUGUAUUCAGAGGGACCUGUCCUGACAGUGCCGGAAACAUCUGAUAACAGCAAAAAGCAAAUGGUCCGGACCAGAAGCAAGAGGAAGUUUGUGUUCAAGGUACCCGAAGAGGAGAGAUUACAGCAAAGAAGGGAGAUGCUUCGAGAUCCUGAACUAAGAUCAAAAAUGAUUUCCAACCCCACCAAUUUCAACCACGUGGCACACAUGGGACCAGGAGAUGGGAUGCAAGUGCUCAUGGACCUGCCUCUGCAGACUGAAUUUUCUCCCCUCUCAUCCUCCCGAAACUCUGCUCUGAUAUCACCUCCAGCAAACUUUGAACACGUCUAUCAUAUGAGCUCUGUUUCAGCCAACAUCUUUCUUCAGAACGAGCAAUGCUCCCUGCAAGACCUCUCUCUGUCUUCUUCCUCUUCCUGCCCCUCUUCUACUUCCUUAGCAAGGAGUGUUUUGCCGUCAUCUCAGGAUGAAAACCCAAGGGAGCGACUUCGUCCUCCUUCCACCAAUGUUGCUCGUCAGCAGCAACAGCGAAGCAAAUCUUACAUCUCGUGGCCCUCAUCAGGAUCUGGAGAUGUAUCCUCACGAAGUAUAGGAGAUCCUGAACAAGAUAUGGAAAAAGAGCCAGAUUCAGAUUCCACAAAACAUUCCACUCCUUCAAACAGUUCCAAUCCCAGUGGUCCCCCGAGCCCUAAUUCUCCGCAUAGGAAUCAGCUGACAUUGGAUGGCAUGGACCAGUCAGCAUGCGAUGCGUAACUCGAGUGUUCGUAGCAAAGCUUCAGAGCGACUUAUUAUUAUCCGGAACAGUGAUACAGUGGGAGGGUGCAUCGGUUUCAUCUCUUAGUGCCAAGAUGAGAAACACCUAGUGUUGUACAAAUCCUGAACCCCAUAUUGUAGAUACAGUUAAAAAUUAAAAGGAAAAAAAAAAAGUUUAAUAUAUGUGAUCAAGCUUUUAUAUGCAAAAGUAUUCACUGUUUGUAGUAGUGAUUCCGUUCUGUUUUACACUACAGUGACGAGAUAGGAUAUAAUGUUUUCAUUUUGAAAUGACACCCAUCGUAUGAUGCUGCUAGCUCUGGGGCAAAAAAAAAAGAAUAAAAGAGGCUGCUUACUAGUGUUGCUAACGAGCACGAGAUAGGAUAUUCCAUUAGGAAAAUGAUGAUUGUUUUUAUUAACAGGAAAUUUGGCUAGGUUGAUUUUGGAAUUUUGCAUAGGAAUGUGAAGUUAUGGCCUGGUUGCAACACAGUUGAGGCUAGUGUGCCCUUGCCUGCACCCUGUCUCCCUUACACCGCAAACAUUCUCUCCUACGUCACCAACUGACUGUGCUGCACCCAGUUAUAAACCUGAUACUGGAGUCUUGGCUAUUUUUAUCAAAACUCUAGCUGCACAGAUGUUUGUAUUAUCUCAAAUAACAGUAUUUCACAAGACGACGCCUUCAUAACAAUGAAAUCGGGUUUUAAGAUCGUUCACGUCUCCGCACAACAAGAAAACAGCAUCACAAUAUCUGUCUGUAGGAUUAAGGCAUAUUUAUUCUGUAGUGCAAAUUGAUCAAAGAUGUCCUGUGUCUUGAAUGUGUUUGCCUCCCUUGUAGCAGAGCAGGUGAAGUGUAUGUGAUCUAGCGACAUGUCUCCGCGUUCCAUUCCUUGACUCUAAUGAGCUGGCAGUUAUGGGGUUAGGAAACUUCUGAUUGCUUUUAGUUGCUUUAUAAUGCAGCAUACAUACCUGUCCAUCAUUCCAAUCACUUCAGUUUCAAACAAUACCAACCCCCUCCCCAUUCUUUAUGUCUGUGAAACAAUAUUGCUUCUUAAUAUACAGCCUACGAAUACACUAUUCAUUUGUGACAAUGUAAAAGACUCCCAAUUAGUUUAGAUCUAUGUUCCAGGGCACAAGAAGCAAAAAGGGAUUUACGUCACGCUAACCCACUGUCGUCUUUUAUUCACCAAGCACCUUGGAAUGGAGUAAGGUCUGCGGCAUAUUGCAGGAGAAUGCUUCUUACCCCUCUCGCAUACAAUGACAUAAUGUAUAAAUAUUCUUUCUUCUACUUUCGUUUCUGCUCAUACCCUGCAAUCACCCGGAUAAAGCUGGACUAUUUGUAUUUAUGCUUGCAUGAGGGACACAUGAUUAUCAUAGGCCAUGGAUCAUAAAAAGCUCAACUCAUGUAUAUUUUACUUCAGUAUCAUGCAUCCACGUGGUUCUGUGUGUGUGUAUAUUUAAUCUCAUUCUUCCAUGUAUUAUAUAUUUUAUUAUUUCACAGUCCAUGACCUUGUUCCAUUAAAAGCUUGUAAUUAAUUUGUUGUGGCUGGCAUAUCUAUUUUGUCACUGUCACACUAGCGUGCCUUCUGUGCCAUAUGACAGUCAGAUUGUCAUUAAUUUAAAUCUGGUUUUAUUGGGCUAAUAAUGAAAUAAACCAACAGUUAAUGAUUCCUCUCUGAAACACUGUAUAGUACUUGCACUUAUUUUUAGUUUUAAACCAAGUGAUCUAGUUUCCAGUAUAUAUAUAUUUUUUUUUUUUGCGUCUAUUUGUUCCUCCUUUGUUUAAAAUGAGUGAAGAGGCUGUGUUGGAGCCACCCACUACUGCUUAUGGGGUUUUCUGAUUUUUACUUUUUUAAUGUAAGUUGUCUUUGUAAUUAUAAAUUGGAAGAACAUUAUUUUUUUUAAACAAUUGACCUGUUAAUAAAUCUGCAGAGGGCAGUUUGGAAGUUCAUACUGGUCUGUCUUGACAUAUUAAAACAUUUUACAGUGAUGCACAA